Esox lucius (northern pike) is the source of this 3372-nucleotide messenger RNA. RefSeq names its product EARP complex and GARP complex interacting protein 1 (gene eipr1). Gene Ontology annotation, molecular function: protein binding. Gene Ontology annotation, biological process: protein ubiquitination. Lineage: Eukaryota; Metazoa; Chordata; Actinopteri; Esociformes; Esocidae. The record is from RefSeq and is a predicted model, not a curated record. The coding region runs from base 223 to 1392 and encodes 389 amino acids. The transcript is spliced from 9 exons.
CUUAAAUAUUUUACGCAUUUUUAACCAUAAACAUCUGUUUCGUCGUCACACAUUUACGGAUAUUUACAGUACGCUGCGUAAGUAUUUUUACGUUUGCGAAAUUAACAGCGUCAAGCAGAGUGUUCAAUCAACAGUGCAGGCAGUUAUUGCGUGAAACCUCAAAUUAAACAUUACGCGUUAUAUUCUAAGUAAUCAUAAACUGUCUUGCUACUGGCGUAAGACAUGGAGGACGAUGCACCAGUCAUAUACGGCCUCGAAUUUCAGGCUCGUGCACUUACCUCCCAGACAGCUGAAUCCGAUGCUAUCCGCUUCCUUGUGGGCACCCAGUCCCUCAAAUUUGAUAACCAGAUCCACAUCAUUGACUUUGAUGAUGAGAAUAACAUCAUUAGUAAGAGCGUCCUGCAGCACGAGGCGGGGGAGAUUUGGCACAUCAGCGCCAGUCCUGCAGAUAAAGCCGUGCUGACGACCUGCUACAACAUAACCAGUGAGAGUCGUGUGGUGACAUCCAGUGCAGUAUGGAGGAUGCCUCCAGAGUGGGAGUCAGGAAGUCACGAGUCCCCAGACGACCCACACAACUCACACAACCCACAAAGCCUGGAUCUCCUCUGUCACCUUGACAACAGUGCCCAUGGCAAUGCCUCCUGUGUCCUGUGGGAGCCCAUGGGAGAUGGGAAGCGUGUGAUCUCUCUGGCUGAUAACCAUGCUCUGCUCUGGGACCUUACGGAGAGCUCCACCCAGGCCACGAUCUCCAGCAGCGCCACCCUAGAGGGUAAAGGUCAACUGAAGUUCACAUCCGGGAAGUGGAGUCCGCAUCAUAACUGCACCCAGCUAGCAACAGCCAACGACACAGCUAUCAGAGGUUGGGACCUCCGCACAAUGAAACAGAUCUACUGUAUAGAGAAUGCACACGGGCAGUUGGUGAGAGACCUGGACUUCAAUCCCAACAAGCAGUACUACCUGGCCAGCUGUGGGGACGACUGCAAGGUCAAAUUCUGGGACGUGAGAAACAUCAGUGAGCCAGUGAAGACCCUGGAGGAGCACUCCCACUGGGUGUGGAGUGUGCGCUACAACCACUCUCACGAUCAGCUGGUCCUGACCGGCAGCAGUGACAGCAGGGUGAUUCUGUCCAACAUGGUGUCCAUCUCCUCCGAGCCCUUUGGUCACCUGGUGGACGACGAUGACCUCAGCGACGGAGAGGACAACCACAAUGAUGAAAAGACUAAGGAGCCCCUGCAGGACAGCAUCAUCUCGAUGUAUGAGGAGCACGAGGACAGUGUGUAUGCAAUCGAGUGGUCCUCAGCAGACCCAUGGCUCUUUGCCUCUCUCAGCUAUGACGGCCGCCUGGUCAUCAACCGGGUCCCCCGCGCACUCAAGUACCGUAUCCUGCUCUAGACAGCACCGAGGACUGGAGCACAGAGAGAGGGAGACAGCUGAGGUACAAGAGGAGAAGCCAACAGAGGCCGGGCUGAGAGGAGCACAACCAGACCCUGAAUUCGGUUCAGUUGAGCAGACUUUAUUGACUUUAUAGAGUAACAGCAGUGACACCAAUCACACUCUGGAUCUCUAUCUCACUUUCUCUGUCUUUCUCUCCAUAUCUCUAUGUACAUAGAUGUAAAUCAAAUGUUCUCUUUCUCUUCCUCUACCUCUUUAUGAGAAAAAGGAUGAAGCUAGACAUUCCUUUGCCCUUUUGGUGACUGUAUGCUUGCUUGGACAUUAAAGAAAAAAUGCCAUGUAUCUGUUCUGCAUAGCUAAUGUCUGUUCAAAUCUUUGUCUCAGGAUGUUAACAGAUUUUGAUUAUUGUUAUGACCCAACAUAUAUUUUACCAAGAUUCAAUAUUUCAACUAUUUAGAUUUUCUGCACGGUAUCGAGUAAAAAAAUUCACUUUUCCAUUUCACUGGGAGUCUUAUUAGUAGGAGAUAUUCAACUCCUCUCCUGAAGGGCUGAAACACAUCUGCCUUUGACCCCCUCUAUGUAAGGGAAUAAUUGGGUGAGGGACCUAGGUGAGGACAAUUGGACCGGGGUGAGGGUAAAUAGACUGGGGUGAGGGUAAAUAGACUGGGGUGAGGGACCUAGGUGAGGGUAAUUAGACCGGGGUGAGGGACCUAGGUGAGGGUAAUUAGACCGGGGUAAGGGACCUAGGUGAGGGUAAUUAGCCCGGGGUGAGGGACCUAGGUGAGGGUAAAUAGACUGGGGUGAGGGACCUAGGUGAGGGUAAUUAGACCGGGGUAAGGGACCUAGGUGAGGGUGAUUAGCCCGGGGUGAGGGACCUAGGUGAGGGUAAAUAGACUGGGGUGAGGGUAAAUAGACUGGGGUGAGGGACCUAGGUGAGGGUAAUUAGACCGGGGUAAGGGACCUAGGGUGAGGGUAAUUAGCCCGGGGUGAGGGCAAUUAGACUGGGGUGAGGGACCUAGGUGAGGGUAAUUAGACCGGGGUGAGGGACCUAGUGAGGGUAAUUAGACUGGGGUGAGGGACCUAGGUGAGGGUAAUUAGACCGGGGUGAGGGACCUAGGUGAGGGUAAUUAGCCUGGGGUGAGGGCAAUUAGACUGGGGUGAGGGACCUAGGUGAGGGUAAUUAGACCGGGGUGAGGGACCUAGUGAGGGUAAUUAGACUGGGGUGAGGGACCUAGGUGAGGGUAAUUAGACCGGGGUGAGGGACCUAGGUGAGGGUAAUUAGCCUGGGGUGAGGGCAAUUAGACUGGGGUGAGGGACCUAGGUGAGGGUAAUUAGACCGGGGUGAGGGUAAAUAGACUGGGGUGAGGGACCUAGGUGAGGGUAAUUAGACCGGGGUGAGUGAACUCGGUGCAGGUAAUUAGACUGGGGUGAGGGACCUAGGUGAGGGCAAUUAACCAGCAGGUAGAAACAAAAACAGAAGAAUUUCAGCCAUCCAGGAUCGGAGUUGAAAAGCCCUGCCAUAGGUAGUCAGACAUCCCUUAUGCAGGUUGGGGUAGCUCUGAAGGAAGAUCUGCCCCAAAGGCAGAAAUGAUGUUAUUUGUUGACUCAAUGCUAAGGGCAGAGCUGGCAUUUCUAACAGGCUGCAUGCUCAGAGAGGACUUUUGACCAGGGUUAGUCACAGUUGAGAUAUAAGUUGGGACAUACCCACAUAAUUCUGUCAAUCAAUCACAUUAUUUCUGUCUGUGAGCCAGCUUACCCCACCUAUGGUUUGGACGGCUGUGUUAGUUUGUGGUGUGCAUGUCGGUGUUGCUAUUCUGCUAGCUACUUUAUUGUUUGGGAUGGAGGUGUCAGUGAGUGAUGUGUGUGGGUGUGUGUUUCUUGAAGUUAUAGUUUGUCAUGUAUAAAUGAUGAGAGUUAAUUAGAUGUAGUCUAUUUAAAAAGACCUGGUAUAAAAAAUAAAUUAUCUGAAAAUAACAGUCA